This is a messenger RNA of Penicillium soppii, 1554 nucleotides long. RefSeq names its product DnaJ and TPR domain protein. Gene Ontology annotation, biological process: protein folding in endoplasmic reticulum. The coding region runs from base 1 to 1554 and encodes 517 amino acids. Gene Ontology annotation, molecular function: misfolded protein binding; protein-folding chaperone binding. NCBI's taxonomy places the organism in Eukaryota, Fungi, Ascomycota, Eurotiomycetes, Eurotiales, Aspergillaceae. The record is from RefSeq and is a predicted model, not a curated record. Gene Ontology annotation, cellular component: endoplasmic reticulum. The transcript is spliced from 2 exons.
AUGCUCGCGUCCUUGGAGCUGCUCACAGCCUUUUUGGCCUGUUUCUCAGUUGGAUACGCUGUUCAAAUUCCUCCGGAUACACCCCUCUCUGAAUUGAUCGCCUCCGCCAAAGCCCAUCUUGCGCAGGGCUCACCCCGAGAUGCCGUGACAUACUUCGACGCCGCAGUGUCGCGCGACCCAACCAAUUAUAUUACUAUCUUCCAACGAGGCGCAGCUUAUUUGUCUAUUGGUAAAAAUUCACAGGCCUCGAGUGACUUUGAUCGUGUCUUGGAGCUGAAGCCAGACUUUGAGGGCGCCCUUCUACAGCGAUCCCGCCUCAAGGCACGAUCUGGGCACUGGGAAGAGGCCCUACGGGAUCUUGAGCGGGCUGGAAAGAAGUCUACGGAUGAUUACAAGGAACUAGAGGUUGCAAGGGAUGCAACCGUUUUGGCUCUCAAUGCCGAAAAGCAAGGCAACUGGGAGACCUGUGUCUCGGAGGCAAAUGUGGCCAUCCUGAAAGCAAACACGGCACUUCCACUGCGACAGGCUCGAGCUCGUUGCCACUUUGAAAGAGGCGAAACAGAAGAAGGUCUUAGCGAUUUGGCGCAUGUCUUGCAAAUGUCACCCAGCUUAGUCGAGCCCCACUUACAGAUGUCCUCUAUGUUGUUUUACUCUCUGGGUGACAGUGAACGUGGCCUUGCUCAAAUCCGCAAAUGCCUUCAUACCGAUCCCGACUCAACCCCUUGCAACCGUCUCUAUCGAAGUGAGCGGAAGCUCGCCAAGCGCUUGGAGAAAUUACAUGCCGCUCUAGACGGGCGCAAAUUCAGCAAUGCGGCCAAUCUCUUGGUCGGUGAUAAAGAGUCUACCGGUCUAAUUACAGACACCAAGAUCGAUGUUGAAGAAGCACGAGAGGCUGGUCAUAUCCAUCGUCUGGCGCCCAACAAUCUCUACACAUUUUUGGUCGAAAAGACCUGUGAAACUUACCGCGAGAUGCAUAUGAUCAAGAAAGCUGGCCCUUAUUGUACUGAAGCUCUCCAGCUUGUCCCUCAUUCACUUGCCGGUCUCUUGUAUCAAGCCCAGACCGCUAUAGACGAGGAUCGAUUCGAGGACGCCAUACGAACACUCGACUCGGCAAAGGACCACCACCCCGGUUCACAGGAAGUGCAGUCUCUUCAUCAAAAGGCCCAAACUCUGCUCAAACGUUCCAAGCAGAAGGACUACUAUAAGGUCCUGGGCAUCAGCCGUGACGCCGAUGAUCGCACAAUCAAGCGAGCUUAUCGCCAGCUGGUAAAACAGCACCACCCAGAUAAGGCUCAUUCUCAGGGUGUGACUAAGGAGGAAGCGGAGAAGAAGAUGGCGGCGAUCAAUGAAGCUUACGAGGUUCUGUCCGAUUCUGAACUCCGUACAAGGUUUGAUAACGGUGACGAUCCCAAUGAUCCUGAGUCCCAGCAGCAACGCGGUAAUCCGUUCCAAGGCAAUCCAUUCGGUGGUGGUGGUGGCGGUCAGCAGUUCUUCUUCCAGCAGGGCGGUCCACAGUUCCAAGGAGGAUUUAAAUUCCCUGGCGGUUUCCGAUAG